AGGAGUACGCUGUUGCCGAAACCUCAGAUGCAUGAUCCUCUGUCCAAGCGUCUGUGGGUUCAUAUUGGUGCAUUCAUUGUGGCCCUGGGAGUUGCUGCUGCCCGUAAGUUUGGUGCAGCUGAACCAAGAAAGAAGGCGUAUGCAGAUUUCUACAGGAAUCAUGAUCCCAUGAAAGAUUUUGAAGAGAUGAGGAAGGCUGGAGUCUUUCGGAGUGUGAAGUGA
Molecule: messenger RNA, 222 nt
Organism: Rattus rattus (black rat)
Lineage: Eukaryota; Metazoa; Chordata; Mammalia; Rodentia; Muridae
Product: cytochrome c oxidase subunit 6C-1
Exons: 1
Coding region: 28-222 (64 amino acids)
Source: RefSeq, a predicted model, not a curated record